Recurvomyces mirabilis is the source of this 1332-nucleotide messenger RNA. RefSeq names its product WD repeat-containing protein jip5 (gene JIP5). The coding region runs from base 1 to 1332 and encodes 443 amino acids. Lineage: Eukaryota; Fungi; Ascomycota; Dothideomycetes; Mycosphaerellales; Teratosphaeriaceae. The record is from RefSeq and is a predicted model, not a curated record. Gene Ontology annotation, cellular component: nuclear pore outer ring. Gene Ontology annotation, molecular function: protein binding. The transcript has a single exon.
AUGUUCGACACCAUCUGCAGCCUCCCCUUGACCGCUGACCUCUUCGCUCAAACCGUUCACCCCACUGCCCCCAUCGUCAGCAUCGGCCUCAGCAGCGGGCACGUCGCAACCCUCCGUCUCCCACCCGUAGACGAGGAGGAAAGUGCCGCUCUUGCACCUUCCUCCUCCUCCACAUCCUCAAUCUUGAGCAGGAGAGGCAGUAAUGGUACCAGUGUUAUCGAUACUGCGUGGCGGACGAAGAGACACAGAGGGAGUUGCAGGAGUCUCUCCUACAGUCUUGACGGCGCACAGCUCUACUCUGCAGGUAGCGAUGGCUUAGUCAAGGCUGCGGAGCUCGAGACGGGCAGAGUGACGGGCAAGAUUGCUGUGCCGGCUUCACGAGGAGGAGUGGAGGUGGAUGCGCCGAGUGUAGUUCAUGCAUUGAGUCCGCAGACGUUGCUUGUGGGUACUGAUGCUGGUGCUUUGCAUUUGUUCGAUUUGCGGGAUCCGGCACCGAGCUUACCGUUGAGUGAUGCUGCGAAGACGGCGUUUGUUUCAUCACGGCCGGCGCAAACGCAUCAUCCGCAUACGGACGAGUAUAUUUCUUCCUUGUCGCAUUUACCGCCUUCGACUACUUCGACGUCUGGGUUUAGUAAGCAGUGGCUCACGACUGGCGGGACGACCCUCGCUCUGACGGAUCUCAGACGAGGUGUGCUGGUGAAGAGCGAGGAUCAGGAGGAGAUUUUGAUGAGUAGUCUUUACGUUACUGGCUUGCCUGCGAAGAAGAGCACGGGGAGUUCGGGCGAGAAGGCUUUGGUGGGUGGUGGGGAUGGUGUGAUCACGUUAUGGGAGAAGGGACAGUGGGAUGAUCAGGAUGAGCGGAUUACGGUCUCGAGGGAGAAGGAGACGGUGGAUGUUAUUGUGGCUGUACCCGAGGGUCUGGGUGGAGUUGGGAAGAAAGUCGCUGUGGGGUUGGGCGAUGGCAAGAUUCGGUUUGUAAGGCUGGGGCAGAAUCAGGUCGUGAGUCAGGUGCAGCAUGAUGAUUUGGAGGGCGUGGUUGGAUUGGGGUUCGAUGCGAAUGGGAGGAUGAUUAGUGGAGGUGGCCCGGUGUUGAAGGUUUGGAGGGAGCAUGUCGGAGGUUAUGAUGACGAUGGGGCUGCUGAAGAAGACGAAGAAGGGGUGGAGGUUGGCGCGAAGCGGUUGGUGGAUAGUGAUGACGAGGAUGAGGAGGGAGGCGAUAAAGCAGAGGAGAGUAGUGAAGAAGAGGAGAAGCCUAGGAAGCGGCGGAAGAAGAGGAAGCGUGGAAAGGGGCCCGAGGCGGGGAGUACUCUCAGCUUCGCUGGGCUAGACUGA